Neurospora tetrasperma FGSC 2508 is the source of this 2089-nucleotide messenger RNA. RefSeq lists its product as uncharacterized. The transcript has a single exon. Bases 1 to 2058 code for a protein of 685 amino acids. Lineage: Eukaryota; Fungi; Ascomycota; Sordariomycetes; Sordariales; Sordariaceae. The record is from RefSeq and is a predicted model, not a curated record.
AUGGCCGACGUGGAAGAGCCACAGUUUAACACGCUGGCGGAGCGCAUCGCUGCCCUGAACCAGCAAAAGAACUUCAGCGCCCCUUCGACUGCUGGUAAACGACCUCCGCCUCCGCCCCCUGUUCGAGCUGCAACAGAUAUUCCUGUGGUUCCUCCGACAUUACCGAAUCGAAAUGAAGGUCUCCCGACUCCGUCGCUUCCUCCACGCCCAACUCGGGCUGCUUCCGCUAUUGACAGGCCUCCCCCACUGCCGCGACGAACCACCGAACAGGAUAUUCCCGAAGACAAGCCGAUGCCCACCGUGAACAAGAAGCCGCCGCCAUUGCCCUCCCGAAACUCUAUACAGCAUACCCCUCCGGCUCUCCCGUCUCGACGACCAACCCCCUCGGCUUCUCUUCCUGUCCCAGGCGUUCGAAGAAACUCCAACUCGUCCGACAUCUCACACCUUUCCAAUGUGUCCGCAUCGUCCUGGAAUAACACAGCCUCUUCGUCCGCGCGCACUAGCAUUACAUCGGAUUCCGGCCAUCCUCUUAGGAAACUACCGCCAGCUUUCGAUCAAGCUAAGCUACCGCCACUACCUCCGACACGACGGGAGCUCGAAGCAAAGGCCCGGGAAGCACAGCAAGAGCAAGAAAGAGAAGCAAAUAGAUCAGCUCCGCCCGCCGUAUCCCAAGGCCCCCCGCGACUUCCCUCACGUUCUUCUUUACCGCCUCCGUCUACUGCGUCCCGCGAACCCCCGGCACUCCCGUCACGCCCAUCUCUGCCACCCAGGCUUCCUUCGCGGCCCGCUAGGCAUUCUACCUUCCCCGACGUCGAGGAAGAGCCGGGCCCACCCCUUCCCAACCGCCGUCUGCCACCUCCAACACUCAGCGACAGACCCAAGUCGGUUCCAGAGCCAGCACCACCACCCAUCCCGCUGAGUUCCCGACCUACAUUUGAUGCCGUUGUCUCUCGAAAAGCCAAUGGCACCGAGGUCAUUCCUCGAUCAGUCUCCGCCCCUCCAGUCGGUCCAGACUGUCUCAUAUGCCGUGACUUCUCCGGGCCUGAUACUGUUGCGGCGCAGCAUCCAAUCUCUUCGCUUCCACGUCAUGACACUAUCCGUUACCUAGCCCACGUCCUCUGCGAUCCGUUCGACUCCCCCACUGACAAAGCCCGUGCCAUCUUCACCUGGUGUCACCACAACAUGGCAUACGACACCCACGGCUUCUUCAAUAAUUGCAUUCCGCACCAUUCGUCACCCGCCGAGCAGAUAUUCAGCGGCAAGGCCGUUUGCCAGGGUUACGCAGAUGUGUACAAAGCCAUUGCCCUCGCUGCCGGACUCGACUGUGUCCUCAUCAGCGGUCACGGCAAGGGGUUCGGCCACCACGAUCUAGCCUCUGGCUCUUCUGUUCCUCCUGAAGAAUCAAACCACGCCUGGAACGCGGUUCGCAUUGAUGGCGGUGAAUGGAAGAUCAUCGACGCUUGCUGGGGCGCCGGCCACCUGGGGGACGACAGACUCUUCCAUAAGAAGUUCAGUCCGGAGAUGUUCUACCUCCCCAACGAGAUCAUCGGCAAAAAACACUUUCCAACGGACCGGAGACACUUUUACCGGUCUGAUGGGCGCGUCUUGACUUGGGAAGAGUACAUUCUCGGAGACGGCCCUACUCCGUGCUGGUACGGCGACGCGGACAAAGAUGGACUGGAUCAGUUCAGCCUGGAGCCGCGUACGGCACCAAUUCCCGUCUACAGCGGCGAAGUGGUGCGGUUUCAGUUUAGCAAGGUGUGCGUGCACUGGGACCCGGAAAAGAACGGAGGGGGGAAGCAGUACCUGUUCGUAGUGGCGAUCGAGGGGCGUGAUGGCAGAAACAAGGAUUUUGUGCCCUUGGAUACGGACGGGUUCUGGUGGUGGACGGACAUACCUGCCAUUGAUCUGGGAGCGCCGGGACAGAAGAUCACCGUGUUUGCGGUGUCGACGAUUGAUAAUAAGUGUGCGAGAGGGUUGACGAAGGAGGAGUGGUUGAGAAAGAAGGGGAGGUGUGCGUACAGCUUCGUGGGGAUAUGUGCUUGGGAUUUGGUUUAAGGGAGUUGAUAUCUCGACUCUUUGCAAUGUU